UUCAAGUCGUUAGAAAGAUUCCCCGUGUCCGUGAUAUCUUGAAAUCUUAAUCUUCGCAGAAUGUUUCCAGGACAAUUACAGCCCACGCAUUAAACACAUUGAGGCGUUGUACACCUGGCACGGUUAAUUUAUUUUUCGCUUUUGAUGUAACAACCUACUUGAUGUGGCAUAGUUUUUAACUGAAACGAUCUUCGAUCAUUUCUCCGUCGCUUUCUCUUAUUUUUCUCCCAAAGCGUGAAAAACCGUACAUUGUAACGGUGUGUGCUUAAGACCCAUCGGACAUCCCGAUAUUUAGUGUAAUUCUAAUGAUGUAGUACACCCAGUGUCAGUGACGUCUUCCAGUCAGCACACAGCAGUUGUAAGCAGCUUUGCUGAGUCGUGGGUUAAUCUUCAUUGUGCAGAAAUAUGGUUUGAAACGUUACGGCUCGAAGCGAGUCGACUUCUUCGCCUGCUGGUCAAGGCGAUGUGAACGAGAGAGAAAAAAACGAAUUUUCUGAUUUCGGAAAGAAAAAAACCCGAGGCCCGAUUUGUGUGGACUACCAUGGAGUGCGCCUGUAUGCAAAUUCAGAUGCGCUCCAUGUAACUUUGCCCGUCGUCUUCUGGCUCGUUGGUGCGGCUGGAGGGGUUAUUUUCUUCUUGAGCACCUACCGUGCUCGCUGGCUUCUAACUAUUAUGCUAGCAAACACAAGGGGGUUCUUGUGGUCAGACGUGGAGACCAGAGCCUUGCUGGACAUCUGGGGUGAGCAGGAUGUGCAGACGGCGCUGGACGGAAACUUUCGGAACAGUCAUGUUUACCGCGAUGUCGCUUGCAGGCUGGGGGAGAUGGGCUUCGACAGGACACCCGAGCAGUGCAGGAUACGCGUGAAGGGGUUAAAGAGGCAGUACUACCAGGCCAAGGAAGGCAUCAAAAAGAACGGACACUACCGCAAGAUCUGCAAGUUUUAUGACGAGAUGGAUAGGAUACUGAGCAACAGACCCCACAUCGACCCGCAGGACAUGAUCGAUAGUGUGGCCAUAGGGGACGAAGCAAUGGACGGGACGGAGGAGGAGGGUGAAGGCAUUGACCACCCGCAAGAAGCCUACGGAGAGAGCACCGGCGAGUGCUCCUACACUGAGCACCCGGUGAAGCUAGAGUACCCGUCCUUUCCGAUUCCCGUGCCGGUGAGCAACAGUGCCAGCGUGGGACAGAGGCAGAACCACGUCCAGAACAGUACCCCUGCUGCCACCCGCCCAAAGAGGUCCAAAAAGCGCUACGCGAACCUGUCGCUGGACAAGCUGAUGGAGAAGUUCCUGGAGCAGAGCAUGGAGGCCGAGGAGAGCUUCUAUAAGUACGAGGAGCAGCGGCUCAAAGUGGAGGACAGGCGGCGCGAGGCGGAGCACGCCCGGGAGCUCCAGAUGUUGCAGGUGCUGGGGCAGAUGUUUGCCGGCAUUGCCAGUCCUGCCGCCCCGCACCCCCAGACCGCGCCCUGCGCCCCUCCGCAGCGCCCCCACAAUCCCCAGCCUGCAGGCUGUUCUAAUCAAACUGCGACACCGGGCCCAGCCCAGGCCAUAGGUACCUCUGCUUUCAUCCCGCCUCCUCGCCGCAGGAGUCCCAAAAUAAUUGAGCGAGCCUUCUCACUUAGAAGUCCAUCACCGAGGAAUAUGGAAAAUAUGAUUCCGCUUGUGAAAAAUAUUAUUCCUCCUUGGACUUCAAAAAAACAUAAAGGCCAGGAUGGAAGAGUUGGUAUCAUAGGAGGAUGUCAAGAGUACACGGGAGCACCAUACUUUGCAGCUAUUUCAGCACUUAAAGUGGGAGCUGAUUUGUCACAUGUAUUUUGUACCAAAGAUGCUGCAACUGUAAUAAAAUCCUACAGUCCAGAGCUCAUAGUACAUCCAGUCCUCGACAGUCCCAACGCAGUCGCAGAAGUGGAGAAGUGGCUGCCCAGGCUUCACAGUGUCGUUGUCGGACCAGGCUUGGGCAGAGACGAUAAGCUCCUGGAAAAUGCUAAGGGCAUCAUAGAAAAAUCCAGAUCGAGAGGUAUUCCAGUCAUCAUUGAUGCGGACGGAUUGUGGCUUGUAGCACAGCAGCCAUCAGUCAUUCAAGGCUACCAGAUGGGUAUUUUGACUCCAAAUUUCAUGGAGUUCAGUCGGCUGUAUGAAGCAAUGUGCAGGGACCCCUUGGACAUGAAUGAUAACAGGAGAAAUGUCAUGCGUUUGAGUGAAGCCAUGGGCAACCUGACUGUUGUCCUAAAAGGCGAAGAAGAUAUCAUAUCUGAUGGAGACAAAGUGGUGACGUGCAGCCAUGAAGGCAGCAGCCGCAGAUGCGGAGGACAGGGGGACCUCCUGUCCGGCUCCCUCGGAGCGCUGGCUCACUGGGCGUACACGUCGCCGCCUGAGAAAAGACACGGGAUCAAACCCUCACUCAUUGCUGCGUUUGGGGCCUGUAGUCUUACACGCCAGUGCAACUACCAGGCUUUCCACAGACAUGGCCGAGCAACGACCACCACAGAUAUGAUCGCAGAAAUCGGCACAGCUUUUAAAAAACUCUUUGAAAGUUAAAGCCGAGCAGGUUGCAGGAAAAGACAAAGGUCACCAGCCUUCUUCGCCUACUGUAGUAAAGUAAGCCGUUUCAGGUUCAACACUUUCUCAAGUGCAGCAGCAAUCUUAAUGAGCUGUUCUGAAGUCAUAAACAUUUAAAAGCCCCUUUAGCAAUAGACUUUCUAAACAGUAAGAAAGUAACUUCUUAAGUACAUGGAGAACUGCAAAGGUUAUUUCAUGACAAAAUUUGAAUUGCAUUAACUAUUCUUGUGUUAAUACACUUCCUUCCUGCUGGAGUUUCCACUGUGAAACUGAGGCUUAAGAGAAUUUUCACAGUAAAAAUAUACUUGCAUUUUUUUGUUGCAAAUCACUGUGAUGUAGCAUUUUGACAUUUGAAGAGAUUAAUGUUUCUGUAAUUUUCUACAGAUAACUCGGGAUUGUUAUGGAAUUACAAACUAUUUUCUCCAAUUCAUAUUCCUUAUCAUUAAGAGUUUAGUGUUUAUCCCUAAGAAAAAAACAGCUGUAUUUCAUUCCACAGCUUAAAGCUCAAUAUCUAUUUUCCUAUUUAAAUAAAUUGCACAAGGCAGAUUAUUCUGUAUAUUUCAGCCCUUUCUCUCUCCUGUACAGAGGUAAGAGUAGGCAAGCUCUUAAAAGUCAUUAUCAUUCACUAAACCAGAGCUCCUCUACAACACCACCCCCUACAAAUGCUGUAAAUGUGCAAAUGGAGUUACGCCAGCUGUGUUUUAAAAAUACACUGCUCCUUUCUUAAGCAGCAAUACCACUCAAGUCUUCCUCACCAGAAAGUAUACUCAAAUUGAUGGACAGCACAAGUCUUGUGAAAAGAUAAAUAGUUCUUCCCAAUCCUGAAGAAUGCAAGACUUGAGACUAUCCAGGCCUGACAAUCAGUCUCUGCAACAGAAGUUUGCACUUCGGGUCUUGGAGAGUAACAGCACAGUAGGUAAUCUAAAACCUACUGUGGUCAAAAGGUUGGAAACAGUGAUAAUUUAGGCCACUGCAGUCAGCAGUUUAGUCAUCCAGGGAUGAGGUGAACCGAAGAAGACCCAGGGCUCUCUUGGAGUGAUUGACUACUCCAAAACCUUUGCAGUUUUCCUUCAAGUGAAUUUAGAAAAGAAUGUAACUGAAGUACUGUAGCAUUAUGUAACACUUAAUUUUGCCCGUUUUUGUUAACUUCCCAUAACCCGAGCAAAAUAAAACAAUUUUGAAAAGCCUG
This is a messenger RNA of Lepisosteus oculatus (spotted gar), 3748 nucleotides long. It is a transcript of the gene naxd, whose product is annotated as NAD(P)HX dehydratase. Gene Ontology annotation, biological process: metabolite repair. Lineage: Eukaryota; Metazoa; Chordata; Actinopteri; Semionotiformes; Lepisosteidae. Gene Ontology annotation, molecular function: ATP-dependent NAD(P)H-hydrate dehydratase activity. The record is from RefSeq and is a predicted model, not a curated record.